Musa acuminata subsp. malaccensis (wild Malaysian banana) is the source of this 1362-nucleotide messenger RNA. RefSeq names its product transcription factor bHLH113. NCBI's taxonomy places the organism in Eukaryota, Viridiplantae, Streptophyta, Magnoliopsida, Zingiberales, Musaceae. The record is from RefSeq and is a predicted model, not a curated record. Gene Ontology annotation, molecular function: RNA polymerase II cis-regulatory region sequence-specific DNA binding; protein dimerization activity; DNA-binding transcription factor activity, RNA polymerase II-specific. Gene Ontology annotation, cellular component: nucleus. Gene Ontology annotation, biological process: regulation of transcription by RNA polymerase II.
AUUCCGUCGGUCUCGAGUGGCGGUUUUGAGUAAGUCGGGGGAGGUGACAGCAAGCCCGAAGUGAACAGAAGAGCACACAAAGCAUCCAAAGCUCGCAUAAAGAACACGAGGAAGGCAACAAAAAGCAAGCAAGCAUGCAGCCCAUAUCAGUCGCCCAUUCGUCCGGCCGCGGUGAGGUGAUGUCAAAAGGUAUAGAAGAGGCCAAGAAUAGACGGAGAAGGUUUCCAGCCUUUACUCUUUUCUCUUCCGAAGACUUUCUUCCCCCUGCAACAACAACAUUUCAGCCUAUUGACUUGAUAGGGAACUGUGCUGUGGCUCUUCUCUCUUCGCUCUUUUUGCCUUGCUUUUCCUCUUCUUCUUCUUCUUCUUCUUCUUCUUCUUCUUAACUUGAAGACUGUUGAUGGAGAAGGAGAGUUUCAUGGACUUGCUGGGCUCAGAGGAGGGAAAGGAUCAUCUGUUCUCUCCACCCUCUUGUCUCUCAUCUCCCUCCUCCUCCUCCUCCUGCUACUCCUCUUCAACGUCAGCACAGAUGCUAUGGUUUGGUGGGAAGGAGGAAGAUGCUGUUGCAGUACUUUAUGGGGUUCCUCAGAUAUCAACCGACUCUUCUCUGUCUUCCCCCUCCUCUUCUCCACCUUCCACCACCAUCAGUACUUGCAAGUCUCCAAAUAAGACGAAAGUGGGAAGAGGGCGAAGAACAACAAGUGUGACAGCCACCAAAGUCAACACUACCAAGAAGCCCAAGACAGCAGGCUCAUCCUGUCCAGGCACGAUCAUGGUGAGGAAAGACAAGCUAGGGGAAAGAAUUAUGGCACUGCAGCAGCUGGUCUCUCCAUUCGGCAAGUCUGAUACGGCUUCGGUUCUGCAUGAAGCCCUGGGGUACAUCCGAUUCCUGCACGACCAAGUCCAGGUUCUGAGUUCUCCAUACCUGCAACGCCUGCCGUCCUCUGCUCACCUGCAUGAUGGGAGAGAGAAGAAUGAUCUGAGGAGCCGGGGGCUGUGCCUGGUCCCAGUGGCGAGCACGGAGCACGUGGCGAGGAGCAACGGUGCCGAUCUGUGGUCGCCGGCCGCCCAUGGGAAGUAGCAGCAGCAGCAGAGACGCUCCUCCUCUUCCUGGAGUUCGCAGGCAAAAGCCUCGUUUCUUGAAGCUCCUCCUGUUUUGAUUUCCUUGCUACCAACAACUCCCUCUCGGGCUGCUCAUUCCUUUGCACUUCUCAGUUGCAGAAAGAAAGUAUAUCGAUCGCGCUACGACGUCUAAUUCAAUCAUAGAUUGAAUUACUGCAUAUUAGAGUUUAAUAUAAUUUGGAAUCUUUUCUGAACCGAUCAAAAAUUUUGAUUAUUUAUUUCAUGCUUAAAUUGACGAUA